This is a messenger RNA of Topomyia yanbarensis, 1147 nucleotides long. RefSeq lists its product as uncharacterized. Bases 310 to 1119 code for a protein of 269 amino acids. The transcript has 4 exons. The record is from RefSeq and is a predicted model, not a curated record. Lineage: Eukaryota; Metazoa; Arthropoda; Insecta; Diptera; Culicidae. Gene Ontology annotation, molecular function: carbohydrate binding.
CAGUCUUCCACGUUCGAACAAAUGAGUAUAAAAUUCUUGUACACAAACAACCGUAACAAAGAAGAACACGAGACAAAUUAUUACAAAUUUAGAGCAGCUAUAUAUACGAGGGUGCUCAACCGAGCUGCAGGGAACUGGGAAAUCCACUUUCGACUCAUCACUACCCGGCGCGAGCGUCUUGACUGCGAGCGAAGGACUAUCGAACAAUUCUGCGAGUCAACCGCCGUGUCAAAUAAACAUAGUUGAACGUCGGAUUUGAGCGGUGAUAUACAUAUGCAUCUGUUGGCUGAACAGUUCUAAGGUGAUAAUAUGGCGCAAUUUUAUGUGAUAUUAACUGUGGCAGCGCUUUGCACGAGUUUUGCCCAGGCAGGCUUCCUGGAUUGGUUUCGCAGCAGCGCCAACAAAGGGCACAGUAUUUGCAAGGUGGACUUCGAAGUGCUGGAUCCGAAAGGUCUAAGACUAUGGACGGUUCACAAGCCGGAGACGAAAAUGUUUGGCGUUGAGCUGUUUAUCAAUCCAACCGGAAAAAGUGACCAGACGACUUGUAAUUUAUGUAAGAAUACCACUGAGGUCAUGCACGGCAAGUUCUUCAUACAAGACGACAAUGUGAUAGUGAAGAAAGGUGAUGUGUUAGAAUUCGUCGUGAUUACUGAUAACGGAAAAACAGUUCAGCGCCACAAACGCAGGAAGCUUGUUGUUAAUGACUACAUUAUUAAACCGGAGGGACGCUGUGCUUGUCCUGCACCUGUGCAACACUCGGCCGUUCGUGAGGCUGACCCAGCAGGAGAGAUCGAGCUACUGGAACGCAUAAUAUCUAAUCUAUCCAACCGUUGCGCCGAAGGAGUUGUCUCCAACUAUCUCUUCCUUCAAGUGGGAACUCCGGCAGGACCGUCGGAUCUUGUCCAACGUGUGAAAACAUAUUUCACAUCCAACACUCUUCUUAAACCGUACGCCGAGGCAGUAAUUUCUGCCGAAGAAUAUGCUGAUGGAAUUGGGUUCCAAAUGAAGUCUGUUAUCGAUAAGCUGAAAGUUCUACAACUAGGAAACGCUGCCGGAGACAUUUUAGAUUACGAUGGUUUCACAACCGUCGAUAAGAUUGACAUUAGAGUGUCGGAAUGAAGAAUAUGAUAGUGUUGAUUGUUUUAUA